Messenger RNA from Amblyraja radiata (thorny skate), 4729 nucleotides. RefSeq names its product tyrosine-protein kinase JAK2. Gene Ontology annotation, cellular component: cytosol; cytoskeleton; membrane. Bases 557 to 3943 code for a protein of 1128 amino acids. Lineage: Eukaryota; Metazoa; Chordata; Chondrichthyes; Rajiformes; Rajidae. Gene Ontology annotation, biological process: intracellular signal transduction; cytokine-mediated signaling pathway; growth hormone receptor signaling pathway via JAK-STAT. The transcript has 25 exons. Gene Ontology annotation, molecular function: histone binding; growth hormone receptor binding; ATP binding. The record is from RefSeq and is a predicted model, not a curated record.
CUGCGCUUGACAUUUACUGUAGAACUGGAAACGAAACAGAUAGUAAUCAUCGAUCCAGACUACAUACUAGUUCCGGGUGACGGAAAAUUCUGCUUUUCUUUUGGAUCUAAUUGUAAAGCUUGGGCUUGUGUUCGGGAGUGUGGGGAGAGGAAGGAAUCUUCAAAAUAAUCGGUGUUUGCGUUUUUGAGCGCAGCAGGAAGCGACCAGAAAUUGCAACGAGUGUUUCUGUGUUGGGAAUUUCCACCCUGGCUCCACUCUGCCCGGGCUUUGCUGCUCAGCAGCCACCCCACACCAGGAAAUCAACUCACAAAUUAUCAGCAUGAUCCUCGAAGCGGCCGCAACUUCGUUUUUUUUAUGACAAUUUACUGUAUAUAUUUCAAAUUGUUGCAGUGCGAAGGCCGGGUGUCGGAAACCGAGGCAGCGGCCGAUUGCGACUUCUUGGUUCUUGACUUAACGGGAUGCACAGAUAGCAAAUACCGGCUGGUGGCUUCCGUGUGUCGCAUGUGUCAAGUUUGCAGUUGUGCGGAGAGAAGUAAACACGGCCUCCCGUUGUAAAAUGAUGGCCUGCAUCACGAUCACCGAUAUGGACACCGGGACCAGCCCACUCCAAAACGGAAACCUACAUCAGAGCCCAUGCGCCCCGAAGCAGGCUGGAACAGGGCUGAAGGUUAAUUUUUACCCUAUCCCUGGCAAACCCGAGAACAACUGCCUAACAUUGCCACCGGGCGAAUAUGUUGCGGAGGAGAUCUGUGUGACUGCUGCCAAAGCCUGUGGCAUUCUCCCAGUGUACAACUCCCUGUUUGCUCUGAUGAAUGAGAGAGACCGGUCCUGGUAUCCUCCAAACCACAUCUUCCAUAUUGAUGCAUCAACAGAUGAAUGUACCAUCUAUCGAUUAAGAUUCUACUUUCCACAUUGGUAUAGUCCUGGACACAGGAGAGCACAUCGUUAUAGUGUUACCAAGGGUACAGAGAGCCCUUUCAUCGAUGAUUCUAUAAUGAUGUAUCUUUUUGCUCAGUGGCGUGACGAUUUUGUUAAUGGAUGGGUUAAAGUCUCAGCUACACACGAAAUGCAAGAGGAAUGUCUGGGUAUGGCAGUGCUCGAUAUGAUGAGGAUGGCAAAGGAGAAGGACCAAUCUCCUUUGGACAUUUAUCAUUCAAAAAGUUAUAAAUCGUUGUUGCCAGAAAACGUUUGCCGACAAAUCCAGAAUUACCAUUUUGUGACAAGGAAGCGGAUCCGAUACAGAUUUUACAGGUUUAUCCGGCAGUUCAGCCAAUGCAAUGCAAGUGCGCGAGACCUGAAGCUGAAAUACCUCAUUAAUAUGGAAAACCUGCAGCCUGCCUUGUUCUCCGAGUAUUUUGAAGUGAAAGAGCCUGAGCGUGGCCCUUCGGGAGAAGAUAUAUUUACAACCAUCAUUGUAACUGCAAAUGGCGGCAUUCAGUGGAUGAAGGGGAAAUAUAAUGAUAUUGAAUCUCACUCUGAUCAGGAUCUGCAAUCGUAUUGUGAUUUCCCAGAAAUCAUCAACGUCAGCAUCAAGGAAGCAAGCAAAGACAGCUCCUCUGAGGGCAGAAUUGUCACCAUAAACAAGCAGGACAGUAAAACUUUGGAAGUUGAAUUUCCGUCACUGAAAGAAGGUUUCUCGUUUGUGUCACUAAUCGAUGGAUACUACAGAUUAACGGCAGAUGCCCAUCACUAUCUCUGUAAAGAGGUUGCACCACCAAGCUUGUUGGAAAACAUUGAGAGCAACUGUCAUGGCCCCAUCUCGAUGGAAUUUGCUGUGAACAAAAUCAAGAAGGCUGGGAAUCAGAAAGGCUUUUAUAUUCUUCGAUGCAGUCCAAAAGAGUUCAAUAAGUACUUUCUCACUGUAGCAGUGGAGAAGGACGGCGUGACUGAAUGCAAGCAUUGUUUAAUUACCAAGAACGAGAAUAAUGAGUAUAUUCUGAAUGGGGCUAAGAAGAGCUUCAGCAGUCUCAAAGAUUUGCUGAACUGCUACAAGAAGGAGACUGUUCGAUCAGACGGAGUUAUUUUCCAGUUUACCAAAUGCUGUCCGCCAAAACCAAAAGAUAAAUCUAAUCUUCUGGUCAUGAGAAGCAACUGUGCCAGUGAUGUGCCAACAUCUCCAAUGUUACAGAGGCAUAAUGUCAGCCAAAUGGUAUUUCACAAGAUCAGAAAAGAGGAUCUGAUAUUUGGUGAAAGUCUUGGACAAGGAACGUUCACCAAAAUUUUCAAAGGAGUGAGGAAAGAAUUGGGAGACUACGGUCAGAUACACAAGACAGAAGUUCUCCUAAAAGUUUUGGGAAAAGCACACAGAAAUUACUCUGAGUCCUUUUUUGAAGCAGCGAGCAUGAUGACCCAACUGUCCUACAAGCACUUGGUGUUGAACUAUGGAGUCAGCGUGUGUGGCGAGGAAAAUAUCAUGGUUCAGGAAUAUGUGAAGUUUGGAUCGCUGGACACGUACCUGAAGAGAAACAAAAACAACGUGAACAUCCUGUGGAAGCUUGAUGUAGCCAAGCAGUUAGCUUGGGCAGUGCACUACUUGGAAGACAGAAACCUUGUCCAUGGAAACAUUUGUGCAAAGAAUGUUCUGAUGAUCAGAGAAGAGGACAGAAAAACUAGAAGCCCACCAUUCAUAAAGCUAGCUGAUCCAGGAGUGGGUAUAACAGUUCUGUCAAAAGAUGUUCUAGUUGAACGUAUCCCAUGGGUGCCACCAGAAUGCAUUGAGGAUACCAAGAAUUUGUGCUUGGCAACAGAUAAGUGGAGUUUUGGUGCCACUUUAUGGGAAAUUUGCAGUGGAGGAGACAGACCACUUGGUCAUUUCGACAGCACAAGGAAAUUGCAAUUUUAUGAAGAUAGACAUCAACUUCCUGCUCCAAAGUGGCUGGAACUGGCAAAUCUCAUCAAUCACUGUAUGAAUUAUGAACCAGACUUCAGGCCAUCAUUCCGCGCCAUCAUACGUGAUCUCAACAGCCUGUUUACUCCAGAUUAUGAGUUGUUGGUCGAAAGUGACCUACUGCCAAAUGUGAGAGGAGGUGGACUAGGAUUUCUUGCUGCCUGUGGAAAUCAUGACCCUGCACAGUUUGAAGAACGGCACCUCAUAUUCCUGCAGCAGUUGGGCAAGGGCAACUUUGGUAGCGUUGAGCUCUGCCGAUAUGACCCACUGCAGGACAACACAGGCGAUGUGGUGGCUGUGAAGAAACUGCAGCAGAGCACCGCAGAACACGUUCGCGACUUUGAAAGAGAAAUCGAGAUUCUCAAGUCUCUUCAACAUGAGAACAUUGUCAAGUACAAAGGAGUGUGCUAUAGCGCAGGACGGAGAAACCUGAGAUUGAUUAUGGAGUACUUGCCUCAUGGAAGUCUACGUGACUACUUACAGAAAAAUAAAGAUCGGAUUGAUCGCAGGAAGACACUUGUUUACGCAUCUCAGAUCUGCAAGGGAAUGGAAUAUCUUGGAACCAAACGGUAUAUACAUCGAGAUCUGGCCACACGGAACAUUCUUGUGGAGAAUGAGAACAGAGUGAAAAUUGGUGACUUUGGCCUAACCAAGGUUUUACCACAAGACAAAGAGUAUUACAAGGUGAAGGAGCCGGGGGAAAGUCCAAUCUUUUGGUAUGCUCUUGAGUCUCUGAUGGAGAAUAAGUUCUCAGUAGCUUCGGAUGUGUGGAGUUUUGGGGUGGUGUUGUAUGAGCUCUUCACGUACAGUGAGAAAACAAAAAGUCCACCGUCGGAAUUCAUGCAUAUGAUCGGCAGUGACAAGCAAGGACAGAUGAUCGUUUUCCACUUGAUUGAGCUGCUUAAAGCGGGGAGAAGGCUGCCUAAACCAGAAGAGUGCUCUGACACGAUGUAUUCUAUGAUGAUGGAUUGCUGGAAGAAUGGAUCAAAUCAGCGCCCUACUUUUCAAGAACUUGCUCAAAAAGUGGAAUCAAUGAGAAGUUUGGUGGGAGGAUGAAUGUGCAGAGAUUUCAACCGAGUACUCUUUCGUGAAAACACAACUGCUGCUUAUCCAAUGUGUAGCUGACACCAUCCACUCGUGAACUGUAUUGCAAGUUGAAGAGACCUAGUGUCAUUUUAUCAUGUUCUGCCAGCUUGGAUCCCUAUGGAUUUCUUCCGCAUCCUCUGGAAAAAUAGUAGCCUUUCCACGGUGAAGUCACAGUUAAUUGGGGCAACCAACUGAAGAAGUCCGAAAAGCAAUGAAGAGGGCUUUGUAACUGUGCUGUGAUCUGUCCAUUUCAAGUGCUUAUAGUAGCAGGGUUGCCUUCACAGAGAUUUCAAACUUCCUAAUGGUGAUAAUAGGAGCUUUACUUAACAACAACCACCAAAUUGCCUUGUGUUGCAUGUGAAACUGUAUUGUCUGUGCAAUUUGCGCAAGAACUAGCAAAAGAAAUUCUGAUUUUGUAUUUGCCAUUAAUAAUCUAAAACUGCUCCCAAUUUAGAUUCCUUCAGAGAGUAGGGAAUAAUUCCAUCAUACUACAUUGCAAUCUCAUUUAUACUUGCCAUAGGUUAGGACAUACAGAAACAUUGACAGGAAUGGAAAUCAGUGCCAUGGUGUAAAUAUAAAUAAAUUCAAUUCACUCUUAGUGUUAAAAGAAAAACAACCAGAUCUGGAGCUGAAAACAGUGAAACUGUGAAUGCGAAAACAGUGGUGCAUUAAGCCGCAUCUUAGACAGAAUGUAAAACUGAAGAAUAAUGUGCAUGUCAGAUAUGGGAUAUGAUGGUGAUUAAAGGUUGAAAUUAA